AUUCCGCACGGCCGCCUCUCACCCCCCUCUCUCUCUAUAUAAUCUCCGGCUCGACUCCUGCAGGUCAGCGAGACGGGAUCCUGACAGACCCUGUAACAGACACAGCGACAACCCGGCUGUGAGAUCGGAUAAUCUGCAGGCCAAACAGAACUAGGAAUUUAAGGAGCAGGGAAUGCAACACGAGAAUUCUUUUCCAGUUCCAUAAUGAGCAUAUAAGCAGAGGGGAGACAACAACUGGUUCAUGAAGGCGCCUCUGAUUGGCCGUGUAAUUCAGGGUGUGGGUGUGGCUGCAGGACCGGCAUUUAUUAGGAUCGCUUAUCACCCUUUGAGUGGUUUGUGUGGCCAUUUCAGAGGACAUUUACGAAUCAACCACGUUGUAGUGCUCUGGAUUCACAGGCCGGACUGGGUAAAGACUGCAGAUUUCGUCUCCUGAAGAGCAUCAGUGAACCAUUUGGGUUUUAAACAGCAAUCUGUCGGUUUUGUGGUCAAGAUACUCAGAUUGAUCUUUUAAAACUUCGAGAUUAUUAACUUCAUUUAAGCUGCCGUGGAAGCUUUGAAUUGGUGUCUCUGGAUUGUUCCGCCGGCCACUGGAUUCCCCAUUUGGUAACUUAAUCAUUGUGCCGCCAAUGUACCACAGCUUCCCAUUAGGAUCCUGAUAUUGUGUCCCACCCGAAACAUUGAUGUGUACCUCCACAGAUGCUGGUUGACUUGCUGAGUUCUUCCAGCAUUCUGUUUGUUGUUCCAGAUUCCAGCAUCUGCUGUCUUUCAAUCGAUGCUCCGUGUUAACCAGUUCUUAUUGGAUAAAUUGAUAAUCAGGUUUAAAGUCUGGGGUUAAAACAGCACAGCCCUGUAAUAUAACACAAACCCGCUAACCCCCGGUCUGUGACAGGCAGCUGCCUGGCUCAAAUUCCUGAAGGUAAAACUGUCUAAAGGCUUGUUCCAAUCCCAGAAUAGUGCAUGUGUUUGGCACAGCGCUAUCAAUUUAUAGAUUAAUUGGACGUGUGAUGCACAUUUCAUUCAGCCUUAUCAUUCUCACAAAUGUUACUUUAUUCCUAAUAUUUCCAAAUAUUUAAUAAUGUGUUGCCAUCGUCAGCAUAUGGUAAACCUAUAGCUCACCGCUCUUCAAACACACUUAGGUAAUGUUUACAUGUGAUGAGGGUUUCUGACUCUGCCACCUUUCAGAUAGUGAGUUCCAGACCCUCUACACCUCUGGGUGGAAAACAUUUUCCCAUCUUCCCUCUAAUCCUUCUGCCAAUUGCAUUACAUCUCUGCUUAUUGAGGUGUGGAGGGUACAUAACAUUCAUCCGUGUUAACAAAUAGCAGGUCUUGCAAGAUCUCUCACAGUGAAAUAUCUCUUUCUAGACUAGAUCGACAACUCUCAUAUCCCUGCCUGCUUUCUGUCCUAUCGAGGGAAGCCAAACAGUUCGAGUUUAUAUUGCUUGGGGUUUAGAAGAACGAGACGUGAUCUUAUUCAAAUACUGUAAGACCCUGAGGGGAAUUGACAGGGUAGAUGUUGCGAUGUUUCCACCAGAGGGAUAGUCGAAAACAAUGGGACAUAGCAACAGAAUAAGGGGCCGGUCAUUUAAAACUGAAAUGCUUAGUAAUUUCUCCUGUCAGGCGGUAAUGAAACUCUGGAAUUCCCUGCGGCAGAAGGUGGUGAACUGGCACAGAGGCGGAGUUGAGUCCAGCAGAGAUCAGCUAUGAUCACAGCUAAUGGCGGGGCAGUCUUGAUGGGCCGAGUGGCCUACUCCGGCUUCUAUUUUCUUGCGUCUCCGUGUAUUGUCCGAGGCUUCUGUUGCCCGUUUCAUUUAUAUUCAGGUUUGUUUCGUGUCUUAUGAACCCCUCUGUCAUGUGGGUUUAGUUAAAAGAAGUCAAGAUACCUUCACCCUGGACACUUGCAGCAAAAUAACACUGAUUCCCCGAGACUGCAGCGUGUGUAGUGGACAAUCGGCGUACUGCAGCGGUUCAGCAGCUCCCCGAAAGUGAAAGGAUUUUGAGUCAGGAAGUGCGGGGGAAUGAAAAUGGCUUCAAAGCAGCAGCUCGAGAGUUGGACCGAGGAGGUCGUUUGUCCCAUCUGCCUUGACUUCUUCACCGAUCCGGUGUCACUGCAGUGUGAGCACAACUUCUGCCGCUCCUGUAUCACACGGGUUUGGGAAAGGGAGGAGAGAAACUCCUGUCCGGAAUGUAAAGAGGAGUUUGUGGACGGCACCCUCAGGGCAAGUCGGGUCUUAGCACGACUGUCUGAGAAAGCUCGAAAACUACACUUGAGUCGGACAGAGAAGGGAAGGAAACUUCACUGCGAGGAACAUGAGGAAGAACUGAAGCGGUUUUGUGAAACUGACAAGAAACUGAUCUGUGUGAUCCGUGUCGGUGCCCGGGAACACAGAGAGCACCGCUUCCUGCUGAUUGAAGAAGCUGUUGAAAGCUACAAGGUUCAGGUUAAAUCUUCCUUAGAAUGUCUCACAAAAAGGCAACAAAUAAUGAAAGAAAUGGAACAGCAACAGAAGCAGAAGAUUUCUGGAGUUCGGGAACCGUCACACAGCCUUCAGUCCCACAUCACUUCCCAAUUUGCUGAACUGCAGCAGAUUCUCACUAAGAAGGAGCAGCACUUACUCAGAGAUCUCAGGAAAGAAGAGGAGAGGAUUUUAAAUCCAAUGGAGAACAAUCUUCGAGAGAUUCAGGAGAAUUUAAAUUCUAUUCAAGAGGAACUCUCAAGGUUACAGAAACAGAUGGAACAAAAAGAUAAUGCCAUGUUUCUGAAGGAGGAAAUUCGUCAGGAGAGAAGGAUUGAUGAUGAAGCCAAACCAAUGUUGGUGUCAGGUGGUGCCCUGCCGGUUGAAAAAUUCGAUCAUCCCUUAUUGUACAUAGUAUGGAGAGGGUUGUUUGAUGGAAUUAAGCAAGUCCCUGUGACCCUGGAUGUGGAAACGGCGAGUCCGAAGCUUGACGUAUUGCACGACUUAAAGGGUAUGAGAUGGACCGGGUCCUGGAGGAUUCUCCCCGACACCGGGAAGAGGUUCACGGUCUGGGACUGUGUGCUGGGAUCGGAGGGAUUCACAUCGGGAAGACAUUACUGGGAGGUGGAGGUGGCGAGGAAUCAACGCUGGGGUCUGGGAGUCGCCGCAGAGUCUGUGGAGAGGAAGAGACGGGUCGAAAUGAUCCCGGAGAACGGAUUCUGGACCAUCGGACGAAUUGAUGACAAAUUGUAUUUAAACUCCUGCCCCAAAUCCCGUCCCCUUGCCGGUUCCAUCCCCGGGAGGGUGGGAGUUUAUCUCAGUUACGGUUCCGGGACAGUUUCAUUUUACAGCGCGGACACCAUGUCCCUUCUUCACACCUUCACUGGGAAUAAAUUCACAGGGAAACUUUAUCCUCUUUUCUGGACUAGGGAUGAAAACUGGCUGAGAAUCUGCUCCGGUUCCGCUCCGGGUCUGUAACCGGGUCGGGUCCCGGGACCGGCGUCAGGAGGAAGUCAGUGUAAAUAUAGAUGUGGGAAGA
Messenger RNA from Pristis pectinata (smalltooth sawfish), 3492 nucleotides. RefSeq names its product nuclear factor 7, ovary-like. Bases 2016 to 3431 code for a protein of 471 amino acids. The transcript is spliced from 8 exons. The record is from RefSeq and is a predicted model, not a curated record. Lineage: Eukaryota; Metazoa; Chordata; Chondrichthyes; Rhinopristiformes; Pristidae. Gene Ontology annotation, molecular function: zinc ion binding; protein binding.